Messenger RNA from Coregonus sp. 'balchen', 424 nucleotides. NCBI's taxonomy places the organism in Eukaryota, Metazoa, Chordata, Actinopteri, Salmoniformes, Salmonidae. The record is from the annotation of a GenBank genome assembly.
AUGGAGGAAAUUGGUGAAACAACGUUGCUAAAAGUACAGGAGAUAACGUACAGGAUCAGUCUAGGAAUGCUACAGGAGAUGUUUCGUCUCAGUCGUCGGGUCGUGGGAAUUAUUCUCACCUGUCGGACAGACCCGAACCCCGGAGGAACAGAGUAGUGUUGUUCAACAAAGUCACGAGAAGAGCCUAGAGAAGUUUAUAUCCCGAUGCCAGGUACAUAUUUUAUGAAUAAUACUGUUGGCCAUAUAUCACGUUGAGCUGAACAUUUUUGCACCAAUGGGAAACUAGCUAACGUUAAAUCUCUCUGAACGUGUCGUCAGUUUUCACAGAUUUGCCCACACGUUCCACCCGUUCAAUAAGAAGAACCCACAGGUGACAGAGAAAAUCCAUAAGCAGUUCAUUAAAGACCUACAAAGGACUAUACAG